Molecule: messenger RNA, 1327 nt
Organism: Pezoporus occidentalis (night parrot)
Lineage: Eukaryota; Metazoa; Chordata; Aves; Psittaciformes; Psittacidae
Gene: GPKOW
Product: G-patch domain and KOW motifs
Exons: 8
Coding region: 33-1259 (408 amino acids)
Biological process (GO): mRNA splicing, via spliceosome
Cellular component (GO): spliceosomal complex
Molecular function (GO): nucleic acid binding
Source: RefSeq, a predicted model, not a curated record
AUGUCCCACAGUGCACCGCGGGCGGGGCAAAGAUGGCGGCGAGCAGCGGAGCGGAGGCCGGCAGCGCGGCGGCAGCACCGGGCCCGGUGUCGUUCGCGUUCAGCCGUAAAGCGGAGCGGAGGCGGCUGCUGCCGGCGGGGCCGUGCGCGGAGCCCGGCGGGACCGGGACCGGGAGCGGGAGCGGGACCGGGAGCGGGAGCGGGAGCGGGGACACCGAGCUCCUCACGGCCGUGGAAGGCCGGGAGCUGCUGAGCUCCCGGCCGGCCCCGCCCCCUCCUCAGGACCUCGUGAUCCCGCUCGUGCCCUCGCACCGCUGGCGGAACCCGGAGCCCCCACCCGGGGCGGGCUCAGGCCCCGCCCCCUCCGACGCAAGCCCCGCCCCCUCCGACGCAAGCCCCGCCCUUUCCUUUGACCACGCCCCCUCGGUGGAGGCGCAGGCGGUGCAGGAGCUGCUGCAGGAGGCCCGGCAGAACCAGACCCAAGGCGAUGGCGACCCCGGCCCCCCCCUCUCCAUCCCCAUCUGCCUGCAGGCUCCGGACAUCGCUUUGCGGCCCGAGCCGGGCCCCCAGGACUACGCGGCGGUGCCGGUGCAGGCCUUUGGCCUGGCCAUGCUGCGGGGCAUGGGCUGGAGCCAGGGCGAGGGCAUCGGCCGCACCUUUAAGAGGGUGGUGAAGCCCCUGGAGCAGCGCCUGCGCCCCCGGGGCUUGGGGUUGGGGGCAGACCCCGCCCCCCCCGGCUCGCCCCGCCCCCCUCGUGGGGGGGGAGGGGGGGUUGGGGAGGACCCCAAUGGGGGGGGGCUGAAGGUCGGCGCCGUCGUCUGCAUUGAGGCCGGGCCCCACCGGGACAUGGUCGGGAAGGUGGAGGGGCUGGAGCCAGAGACCGCCCGCGCCGUGGUGAGGCUGGAGCUUGGGGGGCAGGCGGUGACCGUGAGCCAAUACAGCCUGAGGCUGGGGGCCCCCCCGCGCGGCGGCUCCUCCAAGGGGAAGGAGACUGAGGAGGGGCCGGACCACAGCGACCCCCCCCAGAAGGGGGGGGACAAGAGGAAGCAGCAGCCCCCGGAGCCAGAGAGGACAGUGAAGCAGAUCCGAGGAGCCCCCCCCGGCGCCCCCCCAUGGCUGCGGCGGGACCUACGGGUUCGGUGCAUUGACAAAGGCUUCCAGGCUGGACGCUACUACAACUGCAAAGUGGGGCUGCCCCAUAGCGUGCCCCAUAGCCCCCCCAUAGCCUGCCCCAUACCCUGCCCCAUAGCCCCCCCAUAGCCUGUGCUAUAGCCCCCCCAUAGCCUGCCCUAUAGCCCCCCCAUAGCCUGCCCCAUCGCUUGCUCUAU